Molecule: messenger RNA, 3055 nt
Organism: Salmo salar (Atlantic salmon)
Lineage: Eukaryota; Metazoa; Chordata; Actinopteri; Salmoniformes; Salmonidae
Source: RefSeq, a predicted model, not a curated record
GAGACCCACCUGUGGCAGACACUGUCAGGCACGAAGGGAAUAAGUUACUGCGUCUCCAGCAAGACCGUUACCGGGCACAAACCUUGUUGUUCUUCUUGAUUAUCUGAACUCGGACGAACCGUUAUACACAGAGUGAGCAUGACAUUAUUUUGUCAUCAACUUUUCAUCCUCCUAUGGAUUGUUGUCACAGUGUUGUCUUUUUCUUUAGGGGCAGAGUCCAACACUCAGACUCCUGGAACACAUGGCAGUCCUGGGCCCACAGAUACAUCCCUGACCCCAGGAGAUAGAUCCACCACCCUCUUAUCAACAAAGACCCCAGUCUCCACUGAACCCAGCUCCACCACCACCACCACCCAAGACCCCUCAACUGUCCUCCGUAGCACUGAUGGCACCUCACCCACAACAGCAGCCGUCUCUAAAAUGAAAGAGGUCUCUACUACGACAGACCUGACCUCAGCUUCUGAUACGACGGAGUCUACGGGAGCAGUCGGCACCACCGCGACAGAAACAAGAACUAUCUCGUUGGUCAGCACAGCAGAGAGGACUUCCUCCCACAAGACCUCGGCGUACACUGUCACGUCCCCUGAGGCGACGGAAAAAGACAGUCAAUCUACAGACAGUGGCAUGACAACACCCACCACCACACCUGCCCUUAGCAGAGGGGUCUCUCCGUCUACCACGGAACAUGCCGGAACCUCCUCCUCCUCCUCCUCCAUUGUCCCAACCAGCAGUACCAAAGAGCCAGGCACACAUGAAACAACAGCUAUCAAUACAGCUACCACAGAUACAGGUACCAAAGACAGUGAGACCACAGGUACAGGGAUCACAAAGUCCACCAUCCCACCAACUGGUCAGACCGCUCUCCCAGUAACUGAGGGUAGUACCCUGUCUUCAACACGCCCCUCCUCCACUACAAAGGGCACUGAUACCUCUCUCCCAGUAACUGAGGGUAGUACCCUGUCUUCAACACACCCCUCCUCCACUACAAAGGGCACUGAUACCUCUCUCCCAGUAACUGAGGGUAGUACCCUGUCUUCAACACGCCCCUCCUCCACUACAAAGGGCCCUGAUACCUCUCUCCCAGUAACUGAGGGUAGUACCCUGUCUUCAACACGCCCCCCCUCCACUACAAAGGGCCCUGAUACCUCUCUCCCAGUAUCACAUAGUACCUCGCCCUCUACCUCGACCACCAGCAAUACAGAGGGCUCCCAGGUCCCCACCACAAAGGGCCCUGAUACCUCUCUCCCAGUAUCACAUAGUACCUCGCCCUCUACCUCGACCACCAGCAAUACAGAGGGCUCCCAGGUCCCCACCACAAAGGGCCCUGAUACCGCUCUCCCUGUGACUGAUGGCGCCACGUCCUCAACCCCCACAGCUACCAUUACAGGGAGCCCUCAUACAGACAAAACCACUGGAGCAGAGGGGACCACCAAUUCUACAACCACAGCUGACACUCCAGCUUUGCCCCCCACCUCCAGCUCUGCCUCCAGCCCACCCUCUCCAGGCUCAACCCAAACCCCAGGCAGCAGCACUGAGGUCCCCGUAGACACCUCCACCACCACCCCUGCCCCCUCACCCACCAUCACACCUACAGGAGAAACCCCUGGACAACCAACUAGCAAAACUAGUGAGAGCCCACUUCCUCCUUUCCACACCUCCACCUCCCCUACCGGUGGAAUCACCACCCAGCCAGAGUCAGCCAUCACUGCUACCACAUCCCUGCCUCCACCCAUCUCCAUAGUGUGUCCCUCCACUCCCUGUCCGUAUGAUAGCAUCUGUCUCAAUGGCACCUGCCAGUGUGUGUCUGGGACCUUCCUCUUAGAGGGCCGCUGUGUACAAGCCCAAGUGUUCUCUGGAGACCUGCAUCUCAACCGAGCAUUUCAGGAUGAAAUGAGCAAUCGGUCAUCAGUGAUAUUUCAGCAAACAGCAGCCAGGAUCUCAGAGGCACUGAGAAGAGCCUUGGGAAAUGAGUCUGGAUACUACCAAACUGAUGUUGUGCUGCUGAGGCAAGGCAGUGUGAUAGCGACCGUCAACAAUGUGUUUAAACUAGGCUCCAGUGCCACCCAGACUUCGACCAAUGGCGCUAUAGAGAAAGCCAUACGAGCCUGUGGGACGACCUGUGGGACUAUACUGGAAAGAGCUACAUUUACCGCCACUGACCUAUGUGAUCAGUCCCCCCUACCGUGUGAUGUCCGCUCUACUACGUGCGAGUACAAAGAAGAUGGAGUGACCAGAUGCUCCUGUAAGGCUGGCUACAUCAACAGCUUCUACUCAAACCAAAGCUGCACAGCCUGUCCCAGUGGUCAAAAGUCAGAGGGAGACACAUGUGUGCCAUGCCCGUUUGGCUACGCUGGAUUCAACUGCACUGACUCGGCUCUGUUGGCAGUGGUGGUCAUCGCCUGUGUACUGGGGGGAGUCCUUCUCAUCAUGCUGCUGGCCUUGCUGGCAUAUUGCUGCUGGUACCGGUCACGGUCAGUGAAGAAGCCUUCAGCAGAGUUCAGCAGCCCGUACCCUGUGGAGGACUUCCGGGGCCCCUGGUCCACCACCCAGGGCAUCACCCCGAUCCCCCGGGCCAGCACCAACUGGGCCUCAACCCCCAUGGAGAUGACCGAAGGGGGCAGCACACACACCCUGGUCGACAUGAAGCCCCACACCAACGGAGCGGGAUUCCACAUCCUGCCUAAACGGGAGAAGAAGACCGGGUCGUAUGACCUGACCUCAGACAGCAUGAACACGUUCAAGGGGAAGAACCAGUCUCGCUACUCCUACCUGGUGCAGGGCCAUGAGAACCCUUACUUCAUACCUGCAGAUGACAGGAGACCCGUAUGAGAACCUCAGUGACGUCUGGAGACAAGGGCCCGUAUUCACAAAGCGUCUCAGAGCAGAAAUGCUGAUCUAGGAUCAUUUUUGCCUUCUUAAAUCAUAAUGACUAAAAAAAGGGGAGACCUGAUCCUGGAUCAGCAAUCCUACUCUUAGAUGCUUUGUUAAUAUUUGCCGUUGAGAGGAGAGAAGGACGGGUUAGAGAGAGGAGGGAAGGCUACAGGGAAGAUGGUGG